Plenodomus lingam JN3 is the source of this 378-nucleotide messenger RNA. RefSeq lists its product as uncharacterized. Lineage: Eukaryota; Fungi; Ascomycota; Dothideomycetes; Pleosporales; Leptosphaeriaceae. The record is from RefSeq and is a predicted model, not a curated record.
AUGCCUACAACGUCAAACAUCCGCGGCUCACACUACACCAAAAACCGCAUCGACUUGAUAUCGCCCCGUUGUCAGGUGCCAAGGUUGCCUGCCAUCGGCUACGCAUCCAGUGGCAUUCUGGUGUCUAUAGGCCUUCUACACAUUCACCUAAUGCAACAGCUCACUCGUAUCCGCGACAGUCGCUCAUACUCGACGUUCACCGGCGCUCGUGCAUGUGCCGGGUACCUGCAGAGAUGGCGCUUCAUCAUCGUCACUGGUGGACACAGCAUCCUGUGCUCCACGACCAUAUCAUUGCCAGGGGCUGCGAGGCGUCCAAUCUUGUGCAAAAUACAACGGCUCGUCCCUUCUCUGUGGGUCCUCUAUCUUAUGUUCCGGUAG